Protopolystoma xenopodis is the source of this 354-nucleotide messenger RNA. The record is from the annotation of a GenBank genome assembly. Lineage: Eukaryota; Metazoa; Platyhelminthes; Monogenea; Polystomatidea; Polystomatidae.
GUCUCGGUAUUUUUCGUUACAUUAUCUGCCGCAUCGGUCCGCCAUACUCUGAAAUGGCGACUUGCAGUGAAGUGCGUUGACGCCGACACGGUGCUGUACACUGCGCCGUCCAUACACUUUUUAUGCGCUCCGAGGCUGCAUUUUCUUUACCCCAUCCGCCUGAACAACAUGAGACGCCGUCAGCCAACUCCCUCGGGGGCGUUCCACGGCUCCACGGGGGACCUAGCGGCUGAGUUUGACACAAGCCUCGUGAAUCGCAUGUUUUCGGCCCGCCUCUUCUGGCAGGAGGCUACAUUAAUUCUGCACAAUCCGCCUCCACCACUCCAGGCUUAUUUGUGGCUCUUCCGGCUCUAG